GCUUAAUUCAGGAAAUAUCUGCAGGUGAUAGCCAGGAUGAUGCAUUCCCAUCUACCCAAGAUCAUGUGACUGAAAUUUUGCUGACCCAAAAUUCGAAUCAGGUCAGCGAAAAUCAUGUAAGUGAUAUAACUAUACUUUCUGUAUCAAGAAAUGAUCAAGAUUCGGAAUUACCAGAAGCUUCGGUAAAUGCAUCUACUGGAACCGAGGUAAGUGAAAUAAGUGAUACAAAUGCCAAUGAUAACAAACCACAAUCUUUAAUUACUGCUUUAUCUGACGAUGAGCUAGAAAAUUUCUCCGAUGACGAUGAAUUCACCAAUGAUAACGAAGAAGAUGGGAGUUUCUGUAGUUUUUCUGAUGACGAUGAUGAAGGUUAUUAUUAUGAUUUAAAUACCAGCGAAACUUAUACAAAAUCGAACCGUUCAAUCUAUGCCUAUUAG
Racocetra fulgida is the source of this 437-nucleotide messenger RNA. Lineage: Eukaryota; Fungi; Glomeromycota; Glomeromycetes; Diversisporales; Gigasporaceae. The record is from the annotation of a GenBank genome assembly.